UAUAUGCACAGAUGAAUACAUACAGUUUUAAAAUUACAGAAUACUAAAUGUUUGGCGGAACUAAAAUAAUGAAAUUGCAAGACUAAUUGUACAAAUAACAUUGCAGUUGGUAAAGUGACCAGAAAAUUCCAGCCUUUAAAAACAUAUAUAUGUUCCACAGUUACUCAGUAGGUGGCACUUAAAAGCUUAGAUGAGCUUUGCAGUCGCCAUUUAGGUACCAGCAGCAGCUGAAGCUGAAGUCAGUUCAUCUCUGAGAGCAGAGAGUGUGUGUGUGUGUGUGUGUCUGGAGGGAGAUUGCAACCAAGCCAACAAAAGCAUUAACCACGGCCCAGGCACCCAGAGAGAGAGAGAGAGAGAGAGAGACUAGUAGGACCAGAACAGCAAGAGCACAGGCAGCAGAACAAGGAUCAGACAGCAACAACCAACAAGACACAAGAGAGAAGCAGCCGGCUGAGUUACAGCUCCUUCAUUUAAAAACAGACAGCUUUCUUUCGGAGAAAACCCACAACAGAAAGGCUGUAGUACUGGUACUAUGACAGGCAAAAACUGAAGAGCAUUUGACGGAGUUGUGUUCCUUCUCAGGUUUUUUUCCCCCUAGCUGAGCAUCACAUACAGUGAAAAGCAUGCCUGAGCAAAGCAAUGAUUACAGGGUGGUGGUGUUUGGAGCUGGAGGAGUUGGCAAAAGUUCCUUGGUCUUGAGGUUCGUGAAAGGCACUUUCAAAGAGAGCUACAUUCCUACCAUUGAAGACACCUACAGGCAGGUGAUCAGCUGUGAUAAGAGCAUAUGCACUUUGCAGAUUACCGACACUACAGGGAGCCAUCAGUUUCCAGCCAUGCAGCGUCUGUCUAUUUCCAAAGGACAUGCUUUCAUUUUGGUUUUUUCAAUCACCAGCCGACAGUCCUUGGAGGAACUCAAACCCAUCUAUGAACAAAUCUGUCAGAUUAAAGGGGAUGUGGAAAGCAUUCCAAUUAUGCUAGUGGGGAAUAAAAGUGAUGAAAACCAAAACCGAGAGGUGGAGAGCAGUGAUGGAGAAGCCAUGGCCAAGAAGUGGAAGUGUGCCUUUAUGGAGACUUCUGCCAAGUUGAACCACAAUGUGAAAGAGCUGUUCCAAGAGCUGCUAAACCUAGAGAAACGCAGGACUGUGAGUUUACAAAUUGAUGGUAAAAAAAGCAAACAGCAGAAAAGGAAAGAGAAGCUGAAAGGCAAAUGUGUGGUCAUGUGAAAAUUGCACUGUUAUGAAGCAACCAUGUAGUCUCAUUCUUUCUGAUAGAACCCAAUGUGAAACCUAUAGACAAUGAGGAACCAUGUGAAACCCUAUUUAUUAGUAGCUGUUAUGAAAGAAUUACAAUAGAUUUUUUAAAAGAGGAGUUUGUUAUUUGCUAUGAAAAAAAUCUCCCAACAACUCAAAUCGUAGUUAGAAAAUAAAACCAAGAAUGAAAAAAGUAGGAAAGGAUUUCUAAUUUUAAAGCAAAUGGAAGAAAACAAAUUAAUUCCUUAUUAACAAUAUACUGCACUAUGGAAGGAUUGGAUGCCAAUUACUUAUGUUUAUUAUGCUGUUUGCAUAUAACUGUAAUGGAAGGUGAUGUAUCUACAUAAUGCAGAUUUAGAAGAGAAAGAAAUGCCAAUGAAGAAAUCUAGAAUGUAUAAAUGCAUAUUGGAUAACUUAUCAUAGCCUUCAAAAACACUGGAGAUAACACAAAUAUUUUUCUGUACAAGUCUUGGUGCUGACUGUUCAGGGUUGGAGGGUGUGGGGAAGCAGAUAACCCUGGAGCUACCAAUUUAUGAACUAUUGUACAUUUGGGGGAAAUAAAGGGGUUAUGCAACUAAAUGUGAUAUUGAUUCUCUCCUCUUACCAUAUUAUGUCCCUCCUUAAUAUUAUGCUGAUGAGCAGUGUUUGAACUGACGGAUAGGGAGGGGGGGAAAUCUCCUUGGUCAACUGGAGAUCUUCCUCUCUGGGCCCAGCUAAACCAUCAUUUCCAGGGAUGGCCUGUACCUCUGGCCCCAAGAUAUUUCCGAAGAGCAAAUACUUGCCUUUGGAGCAUGACAGUUUAUAUCAUACGGUGUGCAGAUACAGAAACAUUUCCCCCCAGGGAGACAUACUCUGGACUCCCUCUACAAAGGCCUCUGUGGAAAUUAUUCAGUUCAAACAUUGCUGAUAAGAGCACAAUAUGAUUGGUAAAUGAACAGAUUGUCUAUGGAGUUGCAGGCAGGCAUGUGAGAGACAAAGGAGAAUGAUUGUGCUCAUAUUGCCAGAUUUGCCAAAUCAAAUUUCUGUAUAAUUACUGCAUCUGAAUUAGAAUUUUGCCUGCAUCUUAUGAUAAACAUACAGUAAACAAUUAGAUUUAUUGCCUUUAAAUUGGCAAAGGGGGUUAUAUUUAUUAUUUAAAUUUGUGGUCUGAACAACUGAGACUAUUCAGGGAACCAUAUCUGGCAGUUUUUACUUAGAGAAAACUUUUAUUGGCCCCAUCUCUAGCGGGAUUAAUAGAAGACUUGCCUAAGUAAAGACUACAGGAUUUGGCACAUUAACAGUUCAGUCAAAAAGUGAGUUACAAUGCAAUACUAGGUUCACAAUAGAGAAAACAGGUUAAGACCUUUAUUUAUUUAUUUAUUUAUUUAAGAGAAACUGCUUUUUUGCAGUCCAAGAUGGAGAAAAAGUGUAUUUAAUGUGAGUUAUUUUGAAAUCUCUCAAGUUUUUUUUUAAUACACAACAUGAAUGAUUUGCUCUAUAUCCUACAACUAACAGCAAAACAAAGACCAUCAAAGAUGAAAAAAGCACAUUAACUUUUUUAAAAGAUAUGAAAUUGUAUAUUCUACAG
Molecule: messenger RNA, 2817 nt
Organism: Mauremys reevesii (Reeves's turtle)
Lineage: Eukaryota; Metazoa; Chordata; Testudines; Geoemydidae
Gene: DIRAS2
Product: DIRAS family GTPase 2
Exons: 2
Coding region: 624-1223 (199 amino acids)
Biological process (GO): signal transduction
Cellular component (GO): plasma membrane
Molecular function (GO): GTP binding; GDP binding; GTPase activity
Source: RefSeq, a predicted model, not a curated record